AUGGCUGAUUCUUUCACCCUUCCCCUGCGCCCACUCCGGGAGCAGAACGACCGUCCAGACACCCUCCCUGUCGAGAUCUCCCAGAUCAACAAGCAGUGGGGUUCUUUUCGAGAUGUGAAUGAGGAGGUUCUUAGAGCCAAGAUCGCCGAAGAAGAGAAGCGCAAUGGUGCGCUGCAGCAGGAGGAGGACGAGGACAGCGGCGGACAGGAGACUGGAGACAUUGAUAUGACCGAGCGCCGCGAGCAGCUGUUCAAGCGACGCAACGAUAUCACCCAGUUCGCAGUACAAUCACAUAUGGAAACCAUGUUCGCUCUUGAUUUCAUUUCGCUGUUGCUGUCGAAGCAUGCACCGCGCCAGGCCGAAACCUCCAUGUCUCCAUUCCUCAAACAAGUUGCGCCCCUCGGCUCCCUCGACUCCGAACUUGUCAAUCCUCCACCGAAGCCAGAAUCAGCUAUGAAGGACAUUGCGACUGUCUCAAGAGGAUGGAGGAUUCAGAACUUCAAUUCCGCCUCGAGUAAGCUAUUGAGCGCCGCCACCAGACUCGAAGGUGAAAUCAAAUCGGAGACCCGAUACUGGAAUGAAGUGCUAGCUAUCAAAGAUAAAGGAUGGAAAGUUUGCAGGCUUCCGCGGGAGAAACAAGCAUUGGGUGUGCAGUAUGGAUUUAUAGAAGCUACACCUGUGUUUCGUGAUCGCGGGCUGGCUUCACUUCGACGAGCUCAUGAUGGGAGUUUAAUUCUGGACAAAGGACUGAUACCGUCGGGAGCCCGACAUGUUCGGGUCCGCGUACGACAAGGAUCCCAAAUCUUUGAGAGCUUCAAGCCACAUAGAACUGGAUCCAACGAUGCAGAAUCUAUCGAGCAUCGUAUUCUCCAAGCGCGAGAUUCCGUUUUCGAGGAAGAGCUCUUUCACGAAUUGGUUCGAGAGGCCAGGGCUAUGGCAAGUUUUGGCGUGACUACGCGACAAGACCUGAUCCGAAUUCCCGCCUUUGAUGACGUGGAACUCUUGCUAGAUAUUGUGGAGGCCGAUACGGAUAGCAUCCCUACUGAGCAGAACUCUGCGCAUGAUGACAGUCAACUGGCAGAUGGACUGGCACAUUCAAUCCGUAUUCUACUGGCAUUUGCUCAUCGACAAAAUUUGCGCCGACGAACCCAAGUCCCACGUCCAUUAACCACGAACAAACGCUUGACACCCGAGUAUCAUCUCCUUCGCCCCGCCCUGGCUUACCUGCAACAUUUGUCGCAUGUAAGGUGGCUAGAAUCUUUUUUCCAUGACAUCUUCUCUGUCUUGCGAUCUUCCGGCUUGGAAAUGCCUGAGUGGACUUCGAACACAUUCGCCAGCUGGAAGGUGGCACAAAAUCCAUCCUCCCUGGUUACACUCGAAGCGCUUGUCGAGAAGUUCCUCCGGCCGAUCGAGUCUGUUUUCAACGGCAGUCUUCUCACAUCUCCCGGCUCGUUCGCCGUCACGAUUCGAACCAACUUGUCAUCACCGCCCUUUGGCACCAACUACGAUGUAUCGUUGAAACUGUCAACGAUUUCAGAUCUCAAGUCCCCCGGCCGCCUUGGCUUGAAGGACGAGGUCGAAGCGGCCAUCUCACACCUCUUGCUCCUUGAUGUGGUCUCAAGCAUUUCAUCGAAGGAGCUACCAGCUGGCCAAAAUGGCCCCGAAGAGGAUAUCUCAAAGAAUCGAAGAUGGAAUCCAGUGUAUCCCCACCUAGGCGAGUUACUGCUGCCCCAUGUCAAUCCCGAAAAACACAAGAAGAUGAAGAUCACUCUUUCUCGCCAUGAACUAUCCCUUACCACCUACAUUGUACGCAGCAUCGAUGGGAUUGGCCGGGGCACCCGGGAACAACGGUCACACAAUGCGGAGGCGCAUACCUGCAAAUUCCCCAAGCCGCCCGUGGGCACCCCCGGUGCUCAAGAGCAUUCUUCGAUCAUGGACUUUGUUGUUGCAGAGGCAUCCGAUGCCCAUUCGUGA
Molecule: messenger RNA, 1974 nt
Organism: Penicillium canariense
Lineage: Eukaryota; Fungi; Ascomycota; Eurotiomycetes; Eurotiales; Aspergillaceae
Product: mediator of RNA polymerase II transcription subunit 17
Exons: 3
Coding region: 1-1974 (657 amino acids)
Biological process (GO): regulation of transcription by RNA polymerase II
Cellular component (GO): mediator complex; core mediator complex
Molecular function (GO): transcription coregulator activity
Source: RefSeq, a predicted model, not a curated record